This is a messenger RNA of Symbiodinium necroappetens, 906 nucleotides long. NCBI's taxonomy places the organism in Eukaryota, Dinophyceae, Suessiales, Symbiodiniaceae. The record is from the annotation of a GenBank genome assembly.
AUGGUGAUGAAGGUGUCUCAGGUUCUUCCCCACGUGUGGGUGAUGGAUGAGGCUGUUCCGCAGUCGUUGCUAGAUCGUGUGGACCAGGCUUUUGCCACAGAUAGCCGGAGCACUACCACGAAGGAGGAGUAUCAUGGUAGGCCCCUCACAUCACGCAGUAUCGAGUUCGACAUGGAUGAAACUGCAAGGCCUUUCUUCGAGAUGAUCGCACACGGCUGGGGUUUAAGCUUAGCGGAGCCCUUCGACAAGUUCAUGGUCUCAGACAUUUGUGGUGCUGAGCAGUCUCCUCAUGUGGACCACAUAAACCUUGAUGACCUGGAUGGCCGAAACUGGAGUUUCCUGGAUUUGGGCCUCCAAAGCUCAGAGCUCCGGAACCCCCGGAAGGUGGUGCCUACCGUGACAGUCGUGGUCUACUUCAACUCUGUGGGAGGAAUCUGCUUUCCUAAUGCCCCAGAGGAGGUGAGUACCAUUGCGGCCCAGCGCGGUCGGGUGGUGAUGUUCGAGAACUACCUGGAGGACUACCAGAGACCGUCUCACAAUCCCGCGGCCUCGCACUACGGCCUCUACUUUCAGGACAAGCCGAAGCGGAUUCUUGUCAUGGGCAUCCUCGCGAAUCAGACGCCUCAGUUCUCUCUUGAGCCAGAGCCCAGGGCCCUGACGAGGAGCUUGGUCUACUGUGCUGGCACGGAAGCUGACCCUCUCCGCCACGAGAAUCCUUCCUACGAUGGCUACUACACCCCGCAGGAGCUCAGGGAGAGGGCCCCUGACCGAAACGCAGAGAUCGCCCGCGGCUGGGCGGCCGCCAAGCCAGUGGAGAAACAGCCAACUGGGCAGGGAAAGCCCGACGCGGUGGUGGAGGAAACGGUAGCCCCGAAAAGCAGCUCCUGCUGGCUCUGUGGAAGAUGA